This is a messenger RNA of Porites evermanni, 3515 nucleotides long. Lineage: Eukaryota; Metazoa; Cnidaria; Anthozoa; Scleractinia; Poritidae. The record is from the annotation of a GenBank genome assembly.
AUGGACAGAGCACUCCUUAUCGCCUGUCUUGCGCUUUUGGUCUUCGUCGAAGUACAAAGCUACACCCUGCGAGAUGUUCUCAGAGACAGACUCAGAGAAAGAGGUACCCCUAUAUCAUAACAGUCUAAUCUAACAAGUAUAUUUAUUAGGUUUAUCACGGCGUCAACUAUGAAUCAACAGCGAGAGCGUUUUCUCGUAAUUUUCUAAUGGCAGGAUCUUGGGUAAACAACCUUCAGUUGGUGAUUGUAUUUUUGCGAGCAAGGAAAAUCGUUAGAAAGUGUAACUGUGAACAGUAGUUGUGCUGGUCAUGGAACAAAUUGCUAAGACUGCGGUGUAAGUAUAAGAAAAAAGUAAAAUAGGCAAAACUCUGAGCGAUAAAUAUGUAAAUAUGUUAAAAAAAAGUUUCCUCUGAAUUCUAUUGUUCCCAACUUUAGCUCACGAAAUAUUCACUUAGAUCCGACGGCGCGCGUGUAUUCGAGCGUUGUACGUUCUUCUCAGUCAGCCUAGCGUUGUACAACUUGGCCUUUUGGGGAAAAAAGAUAUAAAAAAGUGCCGCCAUCACGCCGUAAUGUGCUGUAAUUUUUUUAUACAAAUAGAUCAUGAUCAGAUUUUAGGUCACAAAGGUUAAAAGGACUGAUAUUCUUUUGCGUGUACUCACGCGCGUGCUUGAUAUAAGACGCAUCCAGACAUAUUUAGAGUUCAUGAAUUCUAACUUGCAGAACUAGAUCGAUUAAGGCAGUCUGAUCAACCUAUGUUCAGCUCAAACCGUAUGUAUGAUGCCAGAAAGUAUGAAGGUGAGGUUAAAUAAUUAGAAAAAUUUAAUUAGAUUAUAUUAAGACGAGUCUCAAUACUUCAGAAGUGCGCGCGUGAACUAGCGUCAUUUGGCGGGAACGUGAUAGCUGUCUUCAUUACUAGUUGCCACGAAAAUGUCGCUUUGACGGAAGCCGGGGACGAAAUAGUCUGCUACACAGCCGUUUUUUAGUGUCGUCACGCAACGCUCCUCCCCACUGUGGGGAGGAGCAUUGCGUGACGACACUAAAAACGGCUGUGCAGCAGACUAGGAACGGAAGCAACUGAUCAAAUGUACGUUUGAAUUUUUAUCAUUUUGCGAUCGAGAAAGGGUUCAGCCAACCUUCUUCAAUAAAAAUAUCAAAAAUAACAAUCUUAACUUUUCUGGUGAAAAAAAAAAACAGGUAAAAUGGAGCUUUACUUGGGAAACUAUUUUUGGAGAAAACGAAAUAAAACGCUAUAAAGGUUAUUUUUAAAAGGUCAAAUCUAGCCUGGUCCUCGUUCUCGCCCCUCUCAUAUUCUCUUCGUAAUCUACUUGUUUGAGUCACUUGCUUAUUGUAUGCGACCUCGUGUUAGCAUAGAUUGAAGUGAUUUUGACGGAACUACUGAGCGACGUACUCCGAAAAGGUAGAUCACAUAAGCGUUGAUAACUCUGAGGAAAAAUAAAUGACAAAAACUUUCAGAGAUAACCAAAUGAAAAAGAAAAGAAAAGCUUAGACAACUCAUGGUCAAAUAUAGAGCGUGGCAGUUUCGUUUCUGUAGAAUUUCUAGCCUUUAUGCCGGUAUUUAACGUACUAAAUAAGCUCCCCUCCCGCCUCCAACUCAUAAAUUGUUUUCAAUACAUGAUUUUAACUUUGCAGAACUGAAUCGAUUUAGGCAGUCUGAUCAACCUAUGUUCAGCUCACACCCUUUAUAUGAUACCAGACUGCUGCAAGGUAGGAUUUUUAAUUAACUUCUCGUAAUUAAAGUUAAGACUGUUAAAGGUUCAGGGGGGGAGGGUAAUCCUGGGAAUUCUUGGUGGGGGUGUGCCGCCCGGUUCUCCAAAUCCUGACCCUAUUUCAGACCAAAAAAUGUCAUUUUCCACACCCGUUGUCAGACCAGGCUUUUAAAAUCCACACCCGUUUUCAGACCUGUCAUCAUUUAACUUAGAUUAGAACGUCAAAUAAAAUAUAUUCUUAAAAUAAUAAUGAUAAUAAUCUAUAUUGAGAUGACUUUUUCAUAUAAAAUCGCUUAGAGAAAUCGCCCCCAAGAUUUGAUUUUUCUGCUGGCGCAUUUGCUAUCUGGUAUAAUGUGAACACCGUCUAAGUCACAAAUCCCAGGACCAUCAGUGGUAUGGGGGAAUCGGAGCAAAUUAGGUUUCUGGGAAACUGCCCACCUACCCCUUCCCUAAGCCAACAUUUUGCCCUAAGUGGGAAGUAAGUGUUAAUGUUAGCUUAGGGGAGGGGCAAGUGGGCAGUUUCCCAGAAACCUUAAUAAACAUAGCCAUGUCCUCAUACAGGUUCCUCGAUUCUCUUUACAUUUCCAUUAAAAAUUAGCUAGGAGAAUUUGUUAAAAGAUCAUUGAAUUCCUCUUUUGGCGAUCAUUUAAUCAACUUCUGUUGACAAUGCAUUGAUUUUGUUAGGCGAAAGUUGAUGUCAGCUGAUGUUGACCAUUCUUGGCACUUAACUAGGGUUUAAAAUAUACUGAUUUUACCAUUUCUUCUUUUUUCAGCCAUAAAUGAUAUGAGAGAGUUCCAUUUAAAACGAAUGCUCGAUGAGGGAAAAAGUGAACCAGGUAAGAUAUAAAAUAUGUGUUACUCUGAACCUCGAUCGUGAUAAUCGUGACGUCAUCCACAACGGCCGAAUUCUUGGCUGCCAACUAGGAUUUUACCGCGAAAGUUCAUUUUUAUAUUUUCAUCUGUAUGCAAGGAAUCUGGUAAGGAUGCAUUUUUCAUGCCUGAAGUGGAAGUUUAAAGUAUGUGACAAAAAAACCUUUAGUGGCUUUUGGUACUACUUUAAUAGCGAAAACCUCGUUUUUGAGGGCUCAAAAAUGGCUUUAAUGACCUCGCGCUAUUUACGACAUCAUAUCUAGUGGCCAUUCCUUAAAAUGUUUUCCGUAAGAUCGAUAGAUGGCGGACUCCAGAGGUCCUCCCCCCCAGUAGCAGGAAUAGGGUUAAUAUCACCUUUAUACAGACUAUCUUUGCGCAGAUAUAAUUAAUACUUUGAAUACGUUGGUAUUUGAUUUCGCAGACUGCGAGGAUUAUCAUCCCCAUUGUGAUUGGGCCAAGGAUGAGGGCACCUGCGAGUACCUGCAUACAACUCUAACCACUCCUUAUGCAAAAGCUGCCAAACACAUUGCCAAGGAUCUCUGCCGAUUUACGUGUAACGCGGAUAACUGUAAGUGAAGUUCACAGCCCGGCAGAUUAGGGAAAUAGGUCCCCGUAGUUUUAUAGUAAUCGCUCGACAGGCCAGACUGUUCACAGUCCCGUUUUUGGUAAGAUCGUUAAGUGAGACUUUGCAUUUGCACUUUGAGUUGACUUCUGUAACAAAUAUCAGCUUAAUUGCACUGCAGUUAUGCUCUCUCUUUUUUCUUUCCAUUUCAAUUUCCAUUGAACUGUCCAUUAUACUUAGUUCUGACUUUUUUUUUCUAAUUUUUACAUAGGUGCAGAUAAAAUCGGUCCCUCUAAGGUUAAGCCUACAAAGCCUCCUGCGCCAGGAAUAAGUAAGUAUUCACGCCAUGCAGUGUAA